Salvia miltiorrhiza (redroot sage) is the source of this 1725-nucleotide messenger RNA. Its product is annotated as dimethylnonatriene synthase-like. Gene Ontology annotation, molecular function: iron ion binding; oxidoreductase activity, acting on paired donors, with incorporation or reduction of molecular oxygen; heme binding. Bases 32 to 1546 code for a protein of 504 amino acids. The record is from RefSeq and is a predicted model, not a curated record. The transcript is spliced from 2 exons. Lineage: Eukaryota; Viridiplantae; Streptophyta; Magnoliopsida; Lamiales; Lamiaceae.
GUAUUAUCAUUGUUCAUCUAUCAUUUUUCCUAUGGAGAGUUGUUGGAUUCUGUUUGCCUUACUAUAUGCAGCUGCAGUAGCCUUCAUCUCAAAAAUACUCCAAUACCGCUCGGAAUCGAAGCGUAGAACCCCACCGGGCCCAAAACCAUGGCCUAUAAUAGGCAAUUUGAACCUUCUUGGCUCAAUCCCACAUCAAUCCCUCCACCAUUUAUCCCAAAAAUAUGGUGAAAUUAUGCAGCUAAAGUUGGGAAAAUUCCCAGUUGUGGUGGCAUCAUCUCCCGAUAUGGCCAAACAGUUCCUGAGGGUGCACGACGCGAGCUUCGCCUCCAGGCCCCUGCUGGCCGCUGGCAAAUACACCAGCUACAACUACAGGGACCUUGUGUGGGCCCCUCACGGCCCAUACUGGCGUCAGGCUCGCCGAAUCUACACCUCCGAGGUCUUCAGUGCUAAGAAGCUCGAGCUCUACCACCAAGUUCGUGCUGAUGAGAUGCACAAUUUCCUCUCAGCCCUCUCUGGGAAGACUCUCGUGCUCAAAGACCAUUUGUCGCGUUAUAGCUUGUCAACUAUCUGGAGGAUGAUUUCAAGAGACGAAUAUUUUAGUGAAUCAAACCCUGUUCUAAAUAUGGAUGACUUGCAUGAGAUGGUGGAUGAGUGGUUUAUGCUCUCUGGAGUUGUCAAUAUCGGCGACUGGAUCCCGUGGCUCGCCCCCUUUGAUCUCCAGGGUUACGUCAAGAAAAUGAAGGCUUUGAACAACAAAAUGGACAGCUUUUACAACUAUGUCAUCGAUGAUCAUUUAGCUAGACGAGCUGCCCAGAAACACCAAUUCGCCCCCACCGAUUUUGUAGAUGUUUUGUUGCAGAUGGCUGAGGCUGGUCAGCUUGAAGUUGAGCUCACAAGGGAUUGUGUCAAGGCAUUGAUACAGAAUUUGAUCGUUGGUUCCAUGGAUACGUCUGCGACGACGAUCGAAUGGGCUGUACACGAAAUCCUGAGACAGCCGCACAUAAUUGAGAAGGCGAAGGAAGAGCUAAACAGGGUGAUCGGAAGAAACAGAUGGGUGGGAGAGGACGACUUGGGUCGACUGCCUUACCUAGAAGCCGUUGUGACGGAGACGUUCAGGCUCCACCCGGUGGGCACCAUGUUAGCCCCGCAUUACGCGAUUCAAGACUGUAACGUUGCCGGAUACAACAUAUCAAAGGGGACGACGGUUUUCAUCAACGUGUGGAGCAUAGGCAGGCAAGCGGGGGCGUGGGACUCGCCCGAGGAGUUCUUGCCGGAGAGGUUUCUGGGCAGGGAAAUCGACAUGUUGGGAGGCGAUUUCGCGUUGUUGCCAUUUGGCUCGGGCAGGCGGGUAUGCCCCGGAUACAACCUCGGACUCAAGGUUGUUCGAACAACGUUGGCUAAUUUGUUGCAUGGAUUUGAUAUGAAAUUAGUUGAUGGCAUGAGGCCUGAAGAUGUGUCUCUGGAGGAGGAGUAUGGACUUAGCACGCAUCCUAAGCAUCGUCUUGCCUUACUCAUGGAGCCUACUCUGCCACCACAUCUCUACUAAAUUAUGUUGGUGUAACUGCUAGAAUACAUGAGCUCGUGUUUGUUUUUCAAGCAUAUAGUAUAGUAUGUGCCAUUUGAGCACUAGAUAUAUGAAAUAAAUUGAAAUUGUGUUUUGUGUAUCUGUCAUCAUAAGCUUUGUUUUGAGUUCAAAAACAGAGAGUUAUACCUUAUUUGAUUUCA